GUCUGACACAAUGACGUUGCGAGGCAAAGCAAGCGUCUUUGCCGGCGCUGCUCUGCUCCGACUUGUUCUCUUUCUCGCAUUUCCAGGCCUACCCAAUCUACUAACUGGUCGCGUCGAGAUAUCAACCCCCGUCACGAGCUUCAAGCGCUUACAAGAAGGGCUCUUCUUAUAUACGAAUAAUGUUUCUCCUUACGAGGGUGGUGUCUUCCACCAGGCGCCGCUGCUGUUGCCCUUGUUCUCACUACUCCCCGACGUAAAGAGCUGGCCUAUCUUUACACAUUUACUUUAUAUCGCCGUGGACCUCUUGAGCGCCGAUGCGCUCUACAAGAUUGCUGAUUCGGGCGUGGCGAGCAAUUCGAGACUGUUUAAAUCACCGCGCCGUGCCAAUAAGUUUGGUACCGCUGCAGUUGCUGCUGGCUUCUUGUUCAACCCAUACACGAUCGCCACAUGUAUUGGACGAUCGACAGGUGUCUUCACCAACUGUGCCAUCCUCUUGGCCAUCACCAAGGCUAUCCAGGGCUCUCCCUUCAACGCCAUGGUCGCUCUAUCGUUCGCCUCUUACUUGUCGAUGUACCCUAUCCUACUUCUGCCCCCUCUCGUUCUUCUUGCCUAUGACUGUCAAGUCGAAAAACGCCGGGUUACUUCGUCUUCCAAGUUUGCUACCACUAACGUAGCCGUUGUGGCUGGAUGCAUGGUGUCCUUGUUGGGCAUGUCUUUCUUGCUUGCCAACAAUUCUUGGGAAUUCCUUGCUCGCACAUAUGGCAUUCAGUUGACCUUGUCAGACCUGACCCCCAACGUUGGAUUGUGGUGGUAUUUCUUCAUUGAGAUGUUUGACUCGUUCAGAGCCUUCUUCCUUGGUGUUUUCUGGCUGCAUCUCGCAUCUUAUCCUGCGGCGCUUUCCAUUCGUCUGCGCCCUCAGCCAUUGGCUGUGUUGACAAUUCUUCUUGGUACUUUCUCCAUCUUCAAGCCCUACCCUUCGCUUGCCGAUGCAAGUCUGUUCCUUUCCGUGGUUCCCCUGUUUCGACAUGUCUUCCCGCUCAUGCGAUACGCUUUUGUCACUACAUCGACUUUGCUGUACGCGACGUUCCUUGGGCCAGCCUUUUAUCACCUCUGGAUCUAUGCAGGAAGUGGCAAUGCCAACUUCUUCUAUGCCAUUACUCUUGUGUGGAGUCUGGGUCAGAGCCUACUGGUGACAGAUCUGACAUUUGCGGUGCUGAGAGAUGAAUGGGAGAUUGACCGCCCUGAAAUGGCAGGUAAAGAGAUCAGACAGAUAUAAAGCGAUUGUCAGAAAGGAAGGGGAACCACGAAUAUGGCUGUGAAAAGCACAGCUCCUACAUUGCAUGAAAGCAACAUGAUAGUUUAAA
Fusarium graminearum PH-1 is the source of this 1364-nucleotide messenger RNA. RefSeq lists its product as uncharacterized. Gene Ontology annotation, biological process: attachment of GPI anchor to protein; protein localization to cell surface. NCBI's taxonomy places the organism in Eukaryota, Fungi, Ascomycota, Sordariomycetes, Hypocreales, Nectriaceae. Gene Ontology annotation, cellular component: membrane; GPI-anchor transamidase complex. Bases 11 to 1276 code for a protein of 421 amino acids. The transcript is spliced from 3 exons. The record is from RefSeq and is a predicted model, not a curated record.